This is a messenger RNA of Prosopis cineraria, 831 nucleotides long. Its product is annotated as MFP1 attachment factor 1-like. The transcript has a single exon. Gene Ontology annotation, biological process: lateral root development; mitotic cell cycle. The record is from RefSeq and is a predicted model, not a curated record. The coding region runs from base 118 to 588 and encodes 156 amino acids. NCBI's taxonomy places the organism in Eukaryota, Viridiplantae, Streptophyta, Magnoliopsida, Fabales, Fabaceae.
CGUCUUCCCCUCUAUUAAGCAUACCUUUUUGUUAGGGUUAAGCAUCCCUUUCUUUUCCUAUAAUAAUCGACAGCCAUAUCACAACCUUAUUCACUUCCUUGAAUCGGUGAUUCUCAAAUGAGCGAACCGGAAAUCACGACCCCAGCUCACACGCCGGAGCAAGACUCCGCUGCGCCGCAGGGCAAUCAAGACCAAACUGCCUCCAAGGCCGGAAUCUCAUUCAGCAUAUGGCCUCCCACCCAGCGAACCCGCGACGCCGUCGUCAAACGCUUAAUCGAAACCCUCUCUACGCCCUCCGUCCUCUCCAAGCGCUACGGCAUUAUGCUUCCUGACGAGGCUUCUACCGUCGCCGGUCAGAUCGAGGAAGAGGCUUUCACUGCUGCUGGUGGUUCUGCCUCCGCCGAGGAUGACGGCAUCGAUAUCCUCCAGGUCUAUUCCAAGGAAAUCAGCAAGCGGAUGCUCGAGGUUGUCAAGGCUAGAUCCGUUUCUUCCUCUCCUGUCGACAAUUCUGCCGCUCAGACCGCCACCUCUGAAGUUCCUGCUUCGCCAGCAGCCGAAGCGACCUCCGUGGCUGAGUCCGAUUCUUGAAUGUCCUCUGAUAGUAUAUCAGUGUGUCUGGUAAUGGUAUAUUGGGGUACCCUCAACGUGGGGUUAUAUCUCAUACCUAGAUCUACCAGUAGAUGUUUUAAAAUAUGCCGGUCGCGAUUAGAUAUUAUCCCUUGAACAUCCUGUGUUUUUUCUGGGAUUUGCUUCCAUUAUGUACCAAGUAACUUUUAUAUAUGCUCUCCACCUCGCAUCACGGUUUGCCGAUCCAGUUUUCUUUUCUCCGUU